AUGCCUACCAUUUCGGUCGAUAAGUACGCGCUCUUCAAGGAGCUAGGUCGAAACUACACGACGGAAGAGUUCGACGAGCUGUGCUUCGAGUUUGGCAUUGAGCUUGACGAAGAUACGGAGCAUUCGGAGCGACCGAUCGUCGACGGAAAGCAAGAAGCCCCUCAACUGAAGAUCGAGAUCCCUGCGAACCGAUAUGACCUCCUCUGCUUUGAGGGAAUUUCCCUCGCGCUCAACGUUUUCUUGGGCCGAAGAUCGUCGCCGAACUACAGACUGGUCCCUCCGGCAGGCGGAGAGCUCCAGAAGCUUAUUGUCAAGGAAGAUACGAUGAAAAUCAGACCGUACGUUUCGGGAGCAAUCCUCAGGAAUAUCACCUUCGACGAGGCUCGCUACGAGUCAUUCAUCGCUCUUCAGGACAAGCUGCACCAGAAUCUUGCCCGCCAGAGGACGCUGGUGUCCAUUGGAACGCACGAUCUGGACACCAUCAAGGGACCAUUCACCUAUGAGGCUCUCCCGCCAAAGGAGAUCAACUUCAUCCCGCUGAACCAGACGAAGAAGAUGAACGGUGAAGAACUGAUGACUUUCUAUGAGAAAGACAAGCACCUCGGAAAGUACCUCCACAUUAUUCGAGACUCGCCGGUGUACCCCGUCAUCUAUGACUCCAAUCGGACUGUCUGCUCGCUUCCCCCAAUCAUCAACGGCGAUCACUCCAAGAUAAAAUUGAGCACAAAGAACGUUUUCAUCGAAAUCACGGCUCUGGAUAAGACGAAGCUGGAGAUCGUGAAUAAGAUCAUGGUGACCAUGUUCUCCCAAUAUACUGCCGAGCCUUUCACGGUCGAGCCUAUUGAGAUUGUCUCGGAGCACAAUGGCGAAAGUCGACAGACCCCCGACCUCAGUCCUCGCACCACGCAGGCCGAGGUCUCGUACAUCAACCAAUGCUGUGAUUUGAAGCUCACCCCCACUGAGAUCGCGAACCUGUUGACAAAGAUGGCCUAUCAGGCUAAGCCGUCUUCAUCUUCCCCGGAUCUCAUCGAUGUCGAUGUGCCCCCAACCCGGGCUGAUGUGCUGCACCAGGCAGACAUCAUGGAGGACGUGGCCAUCGCCUACGGUUUCAACGAGCUUCCUCGAUCGUUCCCCAGCAAGUCUGGCACGAUUGCUCAACCUCUCCCGAUCAACAAGCUCACGGAUAUCCUCAGAUUCGAGGCAGCCAUGGCUGGUUGGUCCGAAGUGUUGCCGUUGAUCCUGUGCUCGCACGACGAGAACUUUGCUUGGCUUAACCGCAAAGACGACGGUAACACCGCCGUCAAGUUGGCUAACCCCAAGACUCUUGAAUUCCAAAUCGUUCGCACCAGCCUUCUCCCCGGUCUGCUGAAGACGAUCAGAGAGAACAAGCACCAUGCCGUGCCCAUGAAGAUCUUCGAGGUCAGCGACGUUGCCUUCAAGGACUUAGCCCUAGAGCGCAAGAGCCGCAACGAGAGGCAUUUCGCGGCUGCCUGGUACGGUAAGACCAGCGGUUUCGAGAUCGUCCACGGUCUGUUGGACCGUCUUAUGGCCAUGCUCAGGAGCGCCUUCAUCACCAAGGAGGAAGGUCUCCAGAACCAAGCCGUCGCUGACGCCCAAUACUGGAUCGAGGAGCUCGAUGAGCCCACCUACUUCCCCGGCCACGCCGCCUCCAUCCACGUCCGGAUCAACGGCAAGGAGCAUGUCAUUGGUGCCUUUGGCAUCUUGCAUCCUACCGUCUUGGAGAAGUACGAGCUGAAGUACCCCGUCAGCACGCUCGAAAUGAACAUUGAGGUCUUCCUGUGA
Molecule: messenger RNA, 1803 nt
Organism: Paecilomyces variotii
Lineage: Eukaryota; Fungi; Ascomycota; Eurotiomycetes; Eurotiales; Thermoascaceae
Product: beta subunit of phenylalanyl-tRNA synthetase
Exons: 9
Coding region: 1-1803 (600 amino acids)
Biological process (GO): phenylalanyl-tRNA aminoacylation
Cellular component (GO): cytoplasm; phenylalanine-tRNA ligase complex
Molecular function (GO): magnesium ion binding; RNA binding; ATP binding
Source: RefSeq, a predicted model, not a curated record